Tripterygium wilfordii is the source of this 1381-nucleotide messenger RNA. Its product is annotated as RING-H2 finger protein ATL8-like. The transcript has 3 exons. The record is from RefSeq and is a predicted model, not a curated record. The coding region runs from base 338 to 1024 and encodes 228 amino acids. NCBI's taxonomy places the organism in Eukaryota, Viridiplantae, Streptophyta, Magnoliopsida, Celastrales, Celastraceae.
CGCCAUCAAAGAAAAUGCAUAUCAUUAUCACCACAACCACCAAAACGCAACUCAACAAAACUUUCCAAACACUUUAGUUAUCCAAAUCAAUUCAGAGAAUCCAUGAUCGCCCUUGAAUCUCGCUCCAUUAAUUUCUAAAAAAUCUUCCCCUCUCUCUCUCCUGCAAAUCCAUCGAUGGGGUCUCUCAGUCUCUCAGCUUCUCUGUCCAGUCUUUCUCGGUCACUCUCCCGAAGAAUAACACUGGCUUGUUAAGUUAUACAAGGAUUGUUGGAGAUUCAUGAGAGAAGGAGGUGGUUCUGGUGGUGAAUUUGGGGGGCUUUGACUGGAGGGAGAGGAAAUGAUAUCUUCGGGGCUUAAUUUGGUGAUGACGGUUAUUGGAUUCGCAGUGAGCACUAUGUUCAUAGUUUUCGUCUGCACGCGACUUGUUUGUGCUCGGAUUCAGUUGAACGCAACGAGGCGUUCCUUUCCCAUCGCCGUCAGAUCUGAUCUUAGCAUUUUGGAACGGGGGUUAAAUGGACUUGAGCCAGUAGUUUAUGCCAACUUCCCUACGAAGAAGUACAGUGAUUCUUUUUUCUCCAGUACAGAAGACACUCAAUGUACUGUCUGCCUAGCAGAAUACCAGAGUGAAGAUCUAUUGCGUAUUCUUCCCUAUUGUGGGCACUUCUUUCACGUAAACUGCAUAGACAUAUGGCUGCAACAGCAUUCCACAUGUCCUGUAUGUCGAAUAUCAUUACGUGAAUUUUCAGAUAGAAAACGUGGUAUGCAACCAAUGUACAGUUCAACUGUUCGUUCUCAGCUUGCCUCAGAGUCCUAUGAUACUCGUUCUCAUCAUCGUUUGUUGAAUAGACGUGAGUUUCCAUCCAGCACCCAUGACAACCAUGGGAUGGACUCCAAUCAGGAAGAUCAUUUUGUGUCUGGGGGUGAUGGAGCAGAAGCAGGGGAAAUUGUAUCCCCAAUAACAGAAGGUGAUCAGAUCACGAAGGACUCGAGAACGAAGCACGCAGAGAGCCCAUCUAAUUCUUAAAUGUGGCAGAGUUUCUUAAUUUAGACCUCUGCUGUGUUAGGCAUUGGAAAUGGGAAAAAGGAACUACUUCAAAACAGAGUUCGACUAGAAGUACCCUCGCAGAAUUCCACCAUUUGCUUGUAGCUCACUGUACGUAUUGCAGAAAUCAUUUGUAUUUUCAUCCCUCAAAAGUGGCUGGUCUUUGGACAGUUUUGUUAGCUUCAUUUGUAAAACUAGAUGGGUAGAAAAAGCUCUACUAGUAUUGGAUGAUAUAGUACUUCUUGUAUUCAAAUCUGUUGCAUCUUCCUGAGUGUGCAUAACACGAGGUAUGAUAUUUGCCGUCCGUUGUUCUUUAUAAAGUUUCUUUGGUUGGACCAA